Messenger RNA from Ambispora gerdemannii, 2987 nucleotides. The record is from the annotation of a GenBank genome assembly. NCBI's taxonomy places the organism in Eukaryota, Fungi, Glomeromycota, Glomeromycetes, Archaeosporales, Ambisporaceae.
AUGAGAUCGAAACCACAAGAGCGGCAUAACCACCAAUACAUUCUUGUAACAUAUGAACCGAGCCCGGCUGGAAUAAAAAUGCUAUUCGAGACAGAUAUCGACAGUGUAUUGAACAAAGUAAAGAAUUUACAACCGAAAAAUGACAACUCAAUACCGGGUCAGGCGCUCGCUACUAUUUUUGAAAUACUUGAUUCGCAUCGAUUGAAGAUGGAGAAGGAUACGCCGUAUAGAGGAAGAUCAAUCCCGGAUUCUGUAGUACCAGCUUGUAUUCUGUGGUUCACGAAUGGCGCGGAAUUUCAUAGUUCAGAAGGAAGGCAUCUAACAAUCCCCACGCUUCAAACACCCGGAGGACAAUUAUUUGAUAAGCCGUAUCGAUGGGAUCACUAUAUCUAUACAUUCCUUCUAAAAUCUGAAGAUACAGUCAAUGAACCUGAUAUAACCCGGUUAACCACAGAUACUGGAGGGCAAGUAUUUGACAUAUAUCCGACACAACCUCCAAAUUAUGUCUCCCACGAGAAAUACAGAGUCACCAAAGCUAUCACAACCUCAAUAGAUAGGCUCUUCGGCUUACGAAUAGAUAAUAGUCCCGCUAUUCCAGCGCUCGGUCCUUUUCGUGAUCCAUGUGUGAUGAUAAAUCUGGCAGAAUUGAAUGGUGAUGGACAAAUAGAGCAAGAAAUGCGCACGACACUCUUUUUCGAUCCAGAAAAACUGUUAAGUCGGAAAUUUUUCCCAAUACCUGAGGACGCGUGGAUUGGUGAAAAGACAGAUUACAAUGAUUUAUUACGGAUCAGACGAAGUAAUAUACCGACUAUAUAUUAUAAGAAAGAGGAUUACAAACUGCUUUAUCGGUUUGAUGUGUGGCCCUUUUUCGAAAAGUAUACAGUGGGUUCGUGUCCUGCUGUUCGACAGUUGAUUAGUAUGCCGCCGGGGACGAAUUGGCCGAUAUAUAUAAAAAACAGUCACAAAAAAGGCGGACUUGGAAUGCCUUUUGGGUUUUUGGUUGCUCUUGAUAAUCGUUUAUCGAUAAAUCUGAAUAUUCUUCCGUACAAUUAUCCGGCAUUGAUGCGAUUGAUGAAAGAUUACGAAGCUAUAAUGAAGGAUCACAGACAGAAAUCGAUUGCCUUGCCUACCAACAUAGUAAAGGACUGGUUACGAUAUGUUAACGAUAUCCCGUUGUAUUAUCCAAUCAUCAAUCGUGGACUAGAUCCAUCAAUUAUCCCGAUGGAUUCGCAGCAACUACUGCACAAUAUGACAACCGAGAUAAGAAACAAUGCGACAACGUUUUUUAAUAAUAUCUUUAAUAACUUUCAAUCUUUGAAUGCAAAGAAACCUACUAUUGCUUCUUUUGGAGGGAAGAUCAAACUUUACGAAGAUCCAUUCGAGAUUCCACAUGGUCAAGCACAAUCCGUGUUUCUUGAAAUGCUACGAGUGUACCAAAAGAAAUCUGUCCAAGAAUCGAAAAGGAAGGAUAAAAAUGACGGAGACGAAAAACAUUCAUUGCCAAUUUCCGUGAUGACAGACUAUCACGAAAAAGCCGCACAACUCAAAGCUCAACAGCUCAGAAAUCCGUUCGAAGACGAAGAAGAAAGAAUUGAACGCGAGAAAUGGGAAAAUUUGAUUGCAUUCGGGAAUCCAUACCGGCCAAGACGCGGUUCCACUCCUGAUAACUUUAAGCCGUCUAUCAACAUUGAUAUGCCCGCGUCUCCUUCUUCGUCAUGGUCCCUGAGUCCAAGUAGCACAUUUGUAGAGUCAUCAGGAACACCACUAGGAACGCAGCAGAGUUCAUUUCCGGGAAAAAGAAAUCCUUCAAAGAAAGGGCAAGGCAAGCGGAUUAUUCUUUUUCCAAACAAGAAAGCUAGUAGUAUCGAGAACGCUGUAGCAACAUUAUCAAUAACAUCAUCAAUAACAUCUCCCAUAAAAACAAAAGAAAUACAAACUAAUAUUGAUAAUACACCUAUCACAACAAGUAUGACUCCCUCGAUCACUACUUCCGACAUCGAAAUGACAGAUGCCGACAAAUCAACAAUAAUAACAGAAGAUGUCACCAACGAUCAGAUUAAUGAGACCUCGAAACAGUUUCAUAAGCAGAUUUAUCUUAAAAAAGAAAAUAUUGAAGUGAUGGAAAUUGAUAAUGAAGUAGACUCAUUACCAGAAUUGAUAUCAAUAAAAAAUGAAGAAAGUCUAGAUAAUAAUGAAAACAUCAAUAGUGAUAAUUUACAAUUAUCGUUACAUGAUGAAGUUGUUGCAGCUUCUACGGCUCCACAAGUCGACUCAACCAUGAAUAUAUCGAUUCCUAUUGCUGCCGUCAACCUUAAUCAAAAUUUUGUAACUACAAUGACGUCAUCUUCGCAGCUUCCCAAAUUCCCAGAAUCAGCACGAUCAAAGUCUGAUCCGUUAAUUCCGAUAGAACGCGACUCAAGUCGAGGUGGUGUCCCAGUAUCAUUAUUUAACCCAAUGAAGAAUUGGAUGCGGCAAAUACAAAAUAUCAAUGCACAAGAUAAUCAGAAAAUUCAAGAAAUACUAACCAACAUCAAAGACGCGCUAAACAAAGUCGCAAAAGAACAAGAGAAUUCCAAAGAGAAUCUACGGCGUAUACUAAUCGCUUUGGCUACUUGCGCACGUGCUCACAAAAUUUUAACUUUGGCAAAAGGGUUACGAGAGUUUGCGAGUACAUUACAAGAAGAUAGGCCGCCGCAGUUAAUACCCGUAUCAAGUAAUUGGAAAAAAGAAGGUGGUGGGCUAAUGGAAGAACAGGAAACGUUGAAGCUCGCUGUGCAGUGGGUUGUGAAGGAGAUUAAGAAACGUGAAGGGUACAACGAAAAUACUAUCAAAUCAAAAUUAACAGAAAUUGCCACGGAAAAUGGUUAUUCGUUUAAAGAAAAAGAUUAUCUGUUGAAAUUGGCACGGACCUUAGCGCGGGGAAAUCGUCGAUCGAAUUUGGAAACGUGGAUAAAUCUCAAGAUUGAAUGGAUGAAAAUUCAGGAUCG